Messenger RNA from Plasmodium malariae, 1104 nucleotides. Its product is annotated as GTP-binding protein, putative. The coding region runs from base 1 to 1104 and encodes 367 amino acids. The record is from RefSeq and is a predicted model, not a curated record. The transcript is spliced from 15 exons. Gene Ontology annotation, molecular function: GTP binding; GTPase activity. Gene Ontology annotation, cellular component: cytoplasm. Gene Ontology annotation, biological process: cytoplasmic translation. NCBI's taxonomy places the organism in Eukaryota, Apicomplexa, Aconoidasida, Haemosporida, Plasmodiidae.
AUGGGAAUUCUAGAGAAAAUCAAAGAAAUAGAGGCCGAGAUGGCCCGAACCCAAAAAAACAAGGCAACUGAGUAUCAUUUGGGUCAAUUAAAAGCUAAAUUAGCGAAGUACAGAUCACAACUACUUGAAGCUCCAAAAGGGGGGAAGAGAGGAGAGGGUUUCGAUGUACAGAGACAAGGAGAUGCGAGAAUAUGCUUAAUCGGUUUUCCCUCCGUUGGGAAAUCAACACUUUUAUCAAAAAUAACAAGUACAACAUCUGAAAUCGCUGAUUAUGAAUUUACUACAUUAACGUGUAAACCAGGAAUUGUAAGUUACAAGGAUUCAAAAAUUCAGUUACUUGAUUUACCAGGGAUUAUUCAAGGCGCAGCAGAAGGCCGUGGAAGAGGCAGACAAGUAAUUGCUGUAGCAAAAUCCUGUGAUAUGAUUAUGAUGAUAUUGGAUGCAACCAGAGACAAUAGACAAAAAAUAAAACUAGAAAAUGAAUUGAAAUCAGUGGGAAUAAGAAUUAAUCAAGAACCGCAAAGGAUAACAUUAACGAGAAAGAAAUUAGGGGGUGUUGUCAUAAAUAGCACUGUUCCAUUAACUAAAAUGGACAACAAACUUAUAAUGAGCAUACUCCACCAGUACAAAAUACAUAACUGUAAUUUGUUAUUUAACGAAGAUGCUACUGUAGAUGAUCUCAUUGAUGUUAUAGAAGGAAACAGAAAGUAUAUAAAGUGCAUUUAUGUGUACAACAAAAUAGAUAUGUUACCAUUGAAGGAGAUUAAUACUAUUGCUUCAGGUGAGAACACCGUUGUAAUAAGUAGUAGCAAAUCAUGGAAUUUGGAUGUAUUGAAAGAAUAUAUAUUUCAAAAGUUGGAAAUUAUUCGAGUGUACACAAAAGUUCGCAAAGAAAAACCUGAUUUUACAAAUCCCAUUACGUUGACUAGACAAAGAGGAAGUCAAACUGUUGAAGCUGUGCUUAGUCAAAUACAUAAAGACAUGAUUAAAGAUUUUAAAUUUGCGUUAGUUUGGGGAAGAAGCACAAAACACAACCCACAAAGAGUUGACUUGCAUCAUAAACUAGCUGAUGAAGACGUUAUACAGAUUGUAAAAAAUGGCUAG